AUGGCUUCCAGCAGCGGUCAGAGGCGCGUAAAGACAGGCGACGAGCGUAGACCGGAAUGUAAGCGCUGCGAGAAAGCUGGCCGAUCGUGCUUCUUUUCUGAACGGCCUCGUGCCAACAGCCUAGAUGGUACUGCUCUGGGAAACAGUGAAUAUUUUGUCUUUCCAGAAGACCAUGUCUGGGUUAAUGUUCCGUCUUCUGUGCGCUUCGCUCAUCAAGUGCGUCUGAAGACACUGAAAGCCGGCCGAAGCCCUUCCAAUGUGCCAGAAAAGGACACAACAUCAAGUCAAACCAGCCCAUCAGCAUAUCAGCCACCUGCUCCAACGGAAAUUGAAUCUGACGGGCUCCAUAUGUCCCUGCCUCCAGUUUCGCCCUCUCUAUUAGGAGUUCACUCUUGUAGCCCAGCUACGAGUACUCCUGUUGGAAGCUUGAUCGGAGCUCUAAACUCAACUCUGCCCAUAUAUCUACCACAACCACGGGAGGCUUUGAAGGACCCAGAACAAGCGCGUCUGUUGACUCUCUAUACUGACCAUCUAAGCGGAUGGCUGGCAUUAAAUGAUCCAAGGCAUCACUUCUCGGCGUCUGUGCCUCAGCUGGCUAUGAAAUGUCCUAUGCUUCUCGACGCAAUCUUUGCAUUCUCGGCGCGGUAUCUGAGCCGCUCUGAUCCUAAUUUCAAUCCACUGCUGGCAGAUGAAUAUCAUUACAGUUGUGUACACCGACUUAUAGCCGCGUUGAAAGAUAUAGCAUGCGCCUCUGAGAGCGCACUGGCGCUAUCGACGGUGAUUCUUCGAAUGCACGAGAUGCUGAGCGAUCACAAUGCCGAGGGUGAUCUACAAAGCCAUUUGCGAGGAUCAUUAUCUCUUUUCAGCCAUAAUGCAAAUAAGUUUGGACCGGGCAGUCUCAAGCACACUGCGUUUUGGACAUAUGUCCGCCAAGAAAUCUUGACUGCUCUGCGCAGCUGUUGUCCGACUAAUAUCGACACCUCAGAUAAAACAUACUACGUCGUAUUUGACGGAGACUCAGAUGAUGAUUGGACAAACAACAUCAUCUGGAUCACUGCACGAGUUAUUAACCACUACUUUAGCCCAGACGUAUCCACAACAGCCAUUGAGCAUCACAACAUGUUGAUCAAGUUGGUGGAUGAUUGGCGGCAGGGCCUGCCGAAUACAUUUGGUCCGCUUUCUAUAGUGACUGAUGAUAACCCAUUUCCCGCGGUUCAUUAUACAUGUAUUUGGCACAGUAAGUCGUUUUGA
Molecule: messenger RNA, 1251 nt
Organism: Trichoderma gamsii
Lineage: Eukaryota; Fungi; Ascomycota; Sordariomycetes; Hypocreales; Hypocreaceae
Exons: 5
Coding region: 1-1251 (416 amino acids)
Biological process (GO): positive regulation of transcription by RNA polymerase II
Cellular component (GO): nucleus
Molecular function (GO): DNA-binding transcription factor activity; transcription cis-regulatory region binding
Source: RefSeq, a predicted model, not a curated record